Pieris macdunnoughi is the source of this 639-nucleotide messenger RNA. The record is from the annotation of a GenBank genome assembly. NCBI's taxonomy places the organism in Eukaryota, Metazoa, Arthropoda, Insecta, Lepidoptera, Pieridae.
AUGGAAUUUGAAUUGAAACACAAGAAAGCAAUGUCAAAAGAAGAAGUCAACAUGUUAUUGGAUCUAAUUGAAAGUAAACCAAUUAUAACAAUCAAACAAACUGAUGCAACAACAAAUAAAAGUAAGGAGGAAGCCUGGUCAAUGUUAACAGCUUUUUUUAACACGAGAAACGGUGGAAUGCCUAGAAGUAAAGAGCAAUUAAAAGCAAAAUGGGAUAAUUUAAAGAAAGCUGCUCGCAAAAGAGACCAGGAUAUUAAGUUGAAUAGUGAAAAGACUGAUGGCAGUAGACCAAUCUUUAUUCCACCAGAUGAAGUUUUAGAUAAGGUUAUGCAUCUUCUUAAAGCAGGCCGGAAUGCUGGUGAUGGAAGCUUAAAUGUGGCUGAAGAUUCAGAAGGUGCUCCAGAAAAUAGUAUGGACAAUAGUACAAGCAGUAUCAUACCAAACAUAAUAUGGGGACCUAAAAAAGCUAAGAAAAAGAAACACAACAGUUCUGUGGAUUACGUCAGACAGGCGCGAGAUUUAGCAAUUAAAAAAUACUACGAGAAGAAAGUAGAAAAAGUUAAUUUAGAAAUAAAAAUACUGAUGUUGGAAUAUGAAAAGAAAAAGAAUGAAAUAAAACCAGAGACAACGAAUGAGUGA